Molecule: messenger RNA, 2116 nt
Organism: Lactuca sativa (garden lettuce)
Lineage: Eukaryota; Viridiplantae; Streptophyta; Magnoliopsida; Asterales; Asteraceae
Product: putative kinase-like protein TMKL1
Biological process (GO): protein phosphorylation
Molecular function (GO): ATP binding; protein kinase activity
Source: RefSeq, a predicted model, not a curated record
AUGGCUUUUGGAUAACUUGAAACUUGAAACUUGAAACUUGAAACUGAAUCCGAUUCCUUAACCUUAUUCUCAAACUAGACAUUCCAAUCUCCUUCUUUAGUCAAGAAUCCCUCCUCUUGUCUCUUUCCUCUUUCUUCAGAAGACUCUUUUCUGAAAGUCCAUCUUCCAAACAGAAUUAUUAGCACUUUCUAUUUCUGUCAUGACACCAAAAAAUCCACAUUUCUUAUCUGUUCAAAUCAGCCAAAGUGGGUGAGAAUACUUAAACCCGUGAACGAAUUUCACCUUCUUCCAACAACACCUAAACAAGUUCCAACUUUUCUUGAAUAUUUUCGAGCUUUUGAUCAUAUACCCACAUAGAGAAUAUCCAUAAACUUACACUCAAUCCUUAUUUCUUGUUUGAAUAAACCGAAUGUCUCUUGUUCAUUGCACCUGCAUUUCUCACCUUCAUCAAGAACGGUAAAAAGAUCAUAGUAUUUUUCUUGAAAAGUUUCGAUCUUUCUGAACAUGGGUAUAUGAUUGUUUUUUAUUCCUUGAGCUUUUUAUUAUAUACCCAUGUCGAACUAGCAUUUUAGACACCACACCGAUUGCCAUUUUACCCUUUUUUAUGUGUUUGAAUGUUCUUGAUUCUUUGAGCUUUUGAUCGUAUACCCAAAUGGAGAAGGGCCACAAGCUUAUUCUUAUUGCGACUUCAUCAAUUUCGUUGGUUGUGUUCAUUUUCCUGGGUUUGAUUUGUGUCUGUAGAAGAAAAGGGUCCAGAAAUGAUGAAUCUCGGGACACAGAAUCAAGCUUUGAAAGUAGUACAGAAAUGGAAAUAAAUGGGAAUUUAAUAAGGUUUAAUGGUGGUGAAGAUCUGACUUGUGCUGAUAUACUCGAUGCCCCUGGUGAAGUUAUUGGGAAAUCAAAAUACGGGACUUUGUACAAAGCUAAUUUGGCAACGAAUAAUUCAAUCGUAUGUUUGAGAUUCUUGAGACCAACUUGUACAGAAAAGGUACAAGAUUUGAUGCCUAUGGUACAACUUAUGGGCUCAAUUCAGCAUCCUAAUUUAGUUCCUCUUUGUGGGUUCUAUUCUGGGCGUAGAGGUGAAAAGCUUCUUGUUCAUCCCUUUUACGAAAUGGGAAAUUUGGCUCAAUUCAUCAAAGAUGGAAAAGACGAAUGUCAUAAAUGGACAGCCAUUUGUAGGAUAUCGAUGGGGAUUGCUAGAGGAUUAGAUUAUCUACAUACGGGAUUUCAAAAACCGAUAAUCCAUGGAAAUCUCAAGUCAAAGAACAUACUCUUGGGUCAAAAUCACCAACCAUUUGUGUCGGAUUUUGGUCUACACACUUUCUUGAAACAAGAUGCAGCUCAAGAAAUGCUCGAAGAAGCUGAUAUUGAAGGGUAUAAAGCACCUGAAUUGAUGCAAAUGGAAGAAACGAAUGAGGCGACUGAUAUUUACAACUUUGGAGUGAUUUUACUGGAAUUACUUACGGGAAAGGAAGCAGUAAACAAGAAAGGAAACCCUAAUCAAGAUUCUUAUUUGGCAACCUCGUUGAGGAUUGCAAUCUUGGAUAACCGGAUAUCAGAUUUGUAUCAUCCUGAUAUUCUCGUUGAUGAAGAUAAUGGUGAUGGAAGUUUGAUGAAUGAAGAACGUGUUCUUGGAUUGUUCACGAUGGCAAUGGAUUGUUGUUCUCCAUCGCCUUCUCUCAGGCCUGAUAUAAAGCAAAUCUGUAAGAAACUUGAAGAAAUUUGACAGCAAUUGGGACUAUCAUGAUCAUGUUUGAAAUAUCCCAGAAUCCUGACAAUUUGAAUAUUCAACAUAUUGGUGUUCCAUGAUACAUAAGAGGAUUGGUUUCUUGAAAUAGUUGGGAUUUGAUAGAGAUGAUUUAUAUGGUCAUAUCUCAGAAGAAUCUUGUGAGAGCAUCAAUGGAAUAGGAUGCCUACAUCCAUGGAGUUGAUGCAAAUAUAAGGGAAAAGACAUCCGUUUAACAAAAACUUACAUUUUUUGUAAUCUUUGGUAUGGAUAAAAAGAAGAUUUGUGUUAUUUGGAGGAUUUGUUGUAAAUUGAAUUGAGCUAACAAAGCUUAAAGUCAGCUAACUGUAACUAGAAAUACGAUUUAAUUUAUAUAAGUUAGGUAUUGAA